This is a messenger RNA of Pelmatolapia mariae (spotted tilapia), 522 nucleotides long. RefSeq names its product troponin I, fast skeletal muscle-like. The transcript is spliced from 5 exons. Gene Ontology annotation, cellular component: troponin complex. Bases 52 to 522 code for a protein of 156 amino acids. NCBI's taxonomy places the organism in Eukaryota, Metazoa, Chordata, Actinopteri, Cichliformes, Cichlidae. The record is from RefSeq and is a predicted model, not a curated record. Gene Ontology annotation, biological process: cardiac muscle contraction; skeletal muscle contraction.
GUCUGCAGGAAAAGGCUGUCUGCGAGGCGUAAGCACACCCUGAAGAGCUGCAUGCUCGUGGUGGCAGGUAAUUUGUUGGACGCUGAAGCGAAUGUGAAGGCCAAAGAGAGAGAGACGUUUUUGGCAGAUAAAUGUCCUCCUGUCGAGCUGCCGUACUCCAGGGACGAGCUGUUGGAACUGUGCCAGAAGCUUCAUGAGCAGAUCACCAUCAGUGAAGAUGAGAGAUACUGCACAGAGUUCAAACUGGACAUGGUGCUGAAUGAGGUCAGGGACCUCAAUAUCAAGAUUGUGGAUUUGAGAGGAAAGUUCAAGAGACCCCGGCUGAAGAAAGUGCGCAUGUCUGCUGACGCCAUGCUCAAAGCUCUGUUGGGCUCCAAACACACUGUCAACAUGGACCUGAGGGCCAAUCUGAAGCAGGUCAAGAAGGAGGUGAAAGAGGAGGACAAGCAGCUGCGUGAUGUGGGAGACUGGCGUAAGAACAUUGAAGACAAGUCUGAUAGGAAGAAGAUGUUUGAUAGCUAA